CUGUUUCAUCACUGACAACAAACGGAAAACCAUUUCUGAUUCUGACUAUCAUAAUUCAUUUCCCAAAAUGAGGUUCUGAAUCUCCGAAUCCCUAAUUCUCCACUUGAAAUCCCAUAAUCUCGACAUCCAAGUCUCUCUCGAUUUCAUUUCCAACCUCCGAUCACUCUCUCUCUCUCUCUCUCUGUGUUGGAUUCAAUUGCUGUGAAUCAGUUUGAGAAUCAAACAUGGAGGCGAUCGAAGAAUUGGCUCAGCUUUCCGAGUCGAUGCACCAAGCCUCCGCUCUCCUUGCUGACGAAGACGUCGACGACACCUCCUCAACCAGACGCGCUUCCACCUUCCUCAACGUCGUCGUUGUCGGCAAUGUCGGUGCUGGUAAAUCUGCUGUAUUGAACAGUUUAAUUGGACAUCCUGUUUUGCCAACUGGUGAAAAUGGUGCUACCAGAGCUCCCAUAAGCAUUGAUUUAGACAGGGACAGUUCUUUAAGCAGCAGAUCAAUCAUCUUGCAGAUUGACACUAAAUCUCAACAGGUUUCUGCAAGUGCUAUUCGGCAUUCUCUGCAGGACAAGCUAAGCAAGGGUUCACCAGGCAGGAGUCGUGAUGAAAUAUACCUGAAACUUCGUACUAGUACAGCUCCCCCAUUGAAAUUGAUUGACUUGCCGGGGUUGGAUCAAAGGAAUAUGGAUGAUUCAAUGAUCAGUCAACACGUUGAGCACAAUGAUGCUAUUUUGCUAGUUAUUAUUCCUGCUACUCAGGUGCCAGAAAUUUCAUCAUCUCGAGCCCUCAGAAUAGCGAAAGAAUAUGAUGCAGAUAGUACCAGAACAGUUGGCAUUAUUAGUAAAAUUGAUCAAGCAGCUACAGAACCAAAAGCACUUGCAGCUGUUCAGGCUCUUUUAUUAAAUCAGGGACCAACAAAAACAUCUGAUAUUCCUUGGGUUGCUUUAAUUGGUCAAUCUGUUUCUAUAGCUUCAGCUCAGUCUGGAAGUGGCGGUUCUGAGAACUCCUUAGAAACUGCUUGGCGAGCUGAGAGUGAAAGUUUAAAAUCUAUUUUGACUGGAGCUCCUCAAAGCAAGCUUGGUAGGGUAGCUUUGGUGGAGGCCCUUGCUGGCCAGAUUCGUAACCGUAUGAAACUUAGGCUGCCAAAUCUUCUUUCUGGUCUUCAAGGAAAGUCUCAAAUUGUUCAUGAUGAAUUAGUAAGACUUGGCGAGCAAAUGGUUCAUACUGCUGAAGGUACAAAAGCUAUAGCUUUGCAGCUCUGCCGUGAAUUUGAGGACAAAUUUCUUCUACAUAUUACGGGUGGUGAGGGUAGUGGUUGGAAAGUUGUUGCUAGUUUUGAGGGAAAUUUUCCUAACAGAAUCAAGCAGCUCCCUUUGGACAGACAUUUUGACAUAAACAACGUCAAAAGGAUUGUCCUAGAAGCAGACGGUUAUCAACCUUAUCUUAUAUCUCCAGAGAAAGGGUUGAGGUCCUUAAUAAAAGGUGUCCUAGAACUGGCGAAGGAACCAUGUCGUCUAUGUGUUGAUGAGGUGCAUCGAGUACUUGUGGAUAUAGUUUCUGCUGCUGCGAAUUCUACGCCUGGGCUUGGAAGAUAUCAUCCUUUUAAGAGAGAGGUUGUGACAAUUGCAACUGCCGCACUUGAUGUGUUUAAGAAUGAGGCAAAAAAAAUGGUGGUAGCGCUAGUGGAUAUGGAACGUGCAUUUGUUCCACCUCAACACUUUAUUCGUUUGGUGCAAAGGCGAAUGGAUAGACAGCGCCGUGAAGAAGAGCAAAAGAAUCGUUCUUCCAAGAAGGCACCUGAGGCAGAGCAGUCCAUUUUGAAUAGGGCCACCAGUCCUCAAACAGGUGAACAAGCUCGAGGAAGCUUAAAAUCAAUGAAAGACAAAUCCAGUCAGCAAGAGAAGGAUGUGCAAGAGGGAUCAGCCUUGAAAACUGCUGGGCCUGGUGGCGAGAUAACAGCAGGAUUUUUAUUGAAGAAAAGUGCCAAAACAAAUGGGUGGAGUAGACGGUGGUUUGUUUUAAAUGAGAAAACUCGGAAGCUUGGAUAUACUAAAAAACCAGAAGAAAGACAGUUCCGUGGAGUCAUCACUUUGGAGGAAUGCAAUAUAGAGGAAAUGUCUGAGGAGGAAGAAGCCCCUUCAAAGAGUUCCAAGAAUAAAAAGGCCAAUGGACCAGAUUCUGGAAAAGCACCCAGUCUUGUUUUCAAGAUUACUAGCAAGGUUCCAUAUAAGACUUUAUUGAAAGCUGACAGUGCUGUUGUGUUAAAGGCUGAGAAUAUGGCAGAUAAGGUUGAGUGGUUAAAUAAGUUGAGAAAUUUAGUCGGGCCUUCCAAAGCAGGUGAAGUGAAGGGUGAAUCUGGUCUUCUCAUUCGUCAAAGUUUUUCUGAUGGUUCUCUUGAUACAAUGGUUAGAAAACCUGCUGAUCCAGAGGAAGAGCUCCGAUGGAUGUCCCAAGAAGUACGCGGUUAUGUUGAAGCUGUUCUUAACAGCCUUGGUGCAAAUGUCCCAAAAGCUGUUGUUCUUUGCCAAGUAGAGAAAGCCAAGGAAGACAUGCUUAAUCAGUUAUACAGUUCUAUCAGUGCCCUAAGCACAGCCAGGAUUGAAGAGCUGAUCCAGGAAGAUCAGAAUGUAAAGCGUAGGAGGGAGCGUUUUCAGAGACAGUCCUCUCUUCUUUCAAAACUCACCAGGCAACUUAGCAUCCAUGACAAUCGGGCAGAUGCUGCCUCUAGCUGGUCCAGUGGUGGGGGUGGAGCAGAGAACAGCCCAAGAACCCCUGGAUCGUCAUCAGGGGAUGACUGGAGGUCAGCAUUUGAUGCUGCUGCCAAUGGACCCGUUGACUCGAAUGGUGGCUCAUCUAGGUUUGGGGCCAAUGGUCACAAUCGAAGGUAUAGCGACCCGUCCCAGAAUGGUGAUGCAAGCGCAGGCUCAAACUCCAGCAGUCGGCGCACGCCUAACCGAUUACCGCCCACUCCGCCACCAUCCACUUCAGCUUUUAAGUAUUAGAAUGGGACUAGUUGCUAAUUUCAUGCAUUAUGUUGAGUGGGUGUUGCUCCUGCUGAGAUUGAGCUUUUCCCAAGCUCAAGUUAUGUUACAGUGGCUCCGUAGAAGCCCAAUUGGUCUGUAGAUAAAUCUUACAGCUACAACUGUGAUUUUUGCAGUGUAUUUUCUGUAUGCUAAUCAAAUUUCCUUCCUAUUUGGGCGGAGGGAAGAGGAGGGGAUAGUGCUUUUUCCCUCUUCCCCUUUCAUAUGCUUUAAUGUAAUUGAUUGUAAUGAAUCUGAUUUUAGAUUUAUACAAUUUCAUACAUAAGUUAUAGCA
This is a messenger RNA of Corylus avellana, 3309 nucleotides long. Its product is annotated as dynamin-2A. The record is from RefSeq and is a predicted model, not a curated record. Gene Ontology annotation, cellular component: cytoplasm; microtubule; membrane. Gene Ontology annotation, molecular function: GTP binding; GTPase activity; microtubule binding. NCBI's taxonomy places the organism in Eukaryota, Viridiplantae, Streptophyta, Magnoliopsida, Fagales, Betulaceae.